GGCGAACGCCGCUCAUCGCACAUGGACAGAAUUAUAAAUAAUAAUUAUUAUUUAUUACAUAUCUUUACAUUAUCUAUGUCGGUUUUCGGAAUUCGGACUUAUCAGAUAAUCAUACGUAUAGACCGCAUGGUACCUACAACUUAUUACGGGCACUUAUUACGAGUUAUGUCACAGGCACAUCUAUAAUACUCACCUAACAUCAUGAAUCGUACUGACAAGAUUCCUUGCUGUUCCUUCUGCCAUAAUAAUUAUUAUAUUGGAGAUGCACAUGGACCCAAGACUCCAAUGUUGUUAGCUUGUGGACAUGACAUGUGUAGAAAUUGUAUUAAGUACUUGUACAGGAAGAAUAAACAAGUCAUUUGUAAAGUUUGUCGCACUGAUUGCAUGAUUAAAUGUGAUGACGAAAUAUCAAACAUACCUAUACACUACUUUAUAGUUGGUAAAGUAUGGUACACAUCUUACCAUAGAAAGCAUAAAAUACAUCAAGAUAUUUCUAAUAUUAAGAUGACAAAAGUUCCUUCAAUAUCUUUCAUAAAAACUAAAGAAAAUUCUCCAAAUUCUCAAAAUUGUCAAAAUUGUCAAAAAUAUGCAACUUUAUUUUGUCAACAAUGUGAUGAGGUGUACUGUGAAGAUUGUUCUCGAAAGAUUCACAGGGAUAAUCAACAUGAUUUAAACGAACUGGAUACUACACACCUUGAAUUUCUUCAAGUAUCUAAAUGUGAUCUUCAUUUGAAAAUUUUUGAUUUCAUUUGUAUUACAUGCGAAAUUGAGUUGUGUUCCAUUUGUGCUGUUGAAAAUCACAGACAUCAUGAUGUUCAACAUUUGGGAAAAUAUAAUUUGAGCAAAGUACAACACUUAAAAGAAUGUUCAUUAAAAGGAGACAUUUUACUAAAAAAGUUGAAACAUUAUAGAGAUAAGUUCAAUGAAAAGGUGCAAAAACAUCGAUGUUCUAAUUUAAAGAAAAAUAAAAAAUUUGAUCAGCAUAAACAAAGUGUAUCAAUGUACGUAUCUUCUGUAAUUGGUGCUUUACAGUGUUUAGAACAACAGUUAUUUUGUAUGAUCGAUCAAGCUGAACAGUCUUCCACCAACUCUAUGGCCCAAGUGGUUGACCAACUCAACAGUUUCAUUGACGAACUACAAGCCAAAUUGAACAUCUUAGGCGUGGUGUUGAAAAACAAUCAUUAUCCGUCCGGGAUGGAGGAUCACAUUGCCGACAUUCAGCGCAUGCUAGACACGACUUUUUAUUUGGGGAAGAAGAACAAGACCGAUGGGUCGAUCAUGUUCGAUCAAAAUAUUUACUCCACCAUUCAGCGUUCAGUGUUUUUUGAUAUUGACAUAUCUGACCGUUACGUAAUGGGAUGUUCACCUGAUCUUUUGCCCGAAUACAUCCUGAGCGCGACGAUCGGACUGAACUCGAAUGACAACGCGCUGUCCGAAACACGGCCGUCGUCUGUCUCGAGCAUGUUGUCGUCAACGAUGUCCAGCAGCAGCAAUUAUUCGGCCGUUUCCGGUGAGGCCGCCGCCACUUUUUUUGGUGACGUCUCUGCCUCUUCUAGUUAUGUCGUUGUCUCUUCUGGUGACGUCGCCGCUGGUUCCUGUAACGAUAAGGCUUCCGGUGAUAUCGACGCCGCUUCCGCAGUUGUCGGACCACCGCAAUCGCAGGUCGUCAAGGAGAUUGUGAAAAACGAAAUCGAGGUCGUAGUCGUGUCGCACAUCAACAGCCCGUCCGACUUUUAUGUGCAGCUUCACUCCAAUUUGGCCGUGUUCAAUAUGGUCAACAGAGAACUCGAUAGACACGUGAAAUCAGAACCCGGGGCUGUACCUGUGGGUCACGUGGAAAUGGAUAUCACUAUGAUGUACGCCGUACAAACUUCAACUAAUGAGUGGCGCCGAGGUAUUGUACUCAACACCUUCAAGGAAGACAAAACAGACUUGUUCAGAGUACACUUAAUCGAUUACGGUUUUUUGGAGACUUUAACAGCCGACAGAAUUAUAAGUGCGCCAGUAAGUAUUGUCUCAAUACCACCAUUAGCCUAUAAUUGUGCCAUGUACGAUUUGAAGCCAAAAUAUACAACUGGAUGGUCAAAUAAAGCUUACAUAUUAUUCAAUGAUUUGAUGUUAGCAAAGACAGGUUCAUAUUUUAUGUACCCUUUGGAAAUAAGUAGUGAACGUAUUGAGGUUGAUGUAGUUUGGCAUGGAGACUAUUAUCCACUGUCUAUACGCGAUGCUAUGUUUUUUUUGGGAUAUGGUUCUUAUGAGUAUUAUGUAAACAAACAAUUGCAUAAACAACUUGUAGAUAUGUUAACAUUAUCUGACAAUUUAAAGCUGGAAGAAGAAAAAAGAUAUUCUGUAAUCUUAUGUCACUUCAUUUCACCAACAGAGUUUUAUAUACGAUUAAAUGAUGAUACUUCUCAAUUAGAAGAAGUUAUGGAUACACUGAAAGCAAUAUAUAUACCUACUGCAGAAAAUUCACAUAAAAACUAUUUAUUAUAUACGCCACAAAUUGGCAUGGCUGUUGCAGCUAGAUAUUCUAUUGAUGGUCAUUGGCAUCGUGCAAAGAUAAUAAGUUUGCCUGAAGAGCGCUUGGUUACUGUUUUUUACAUAGAUUUUGGCAAUUCAGAAACAUUGCCAUGGGAUGAAUUGAGAGUUCUUGAUAAAAGCCUCAUUAAGACACCUCCACUUGUAAUAAAAGCAUCAUUAGCUGAUGUUAGUCCUGCUGUAAAUGGCAUAGAAAGUACCAAGUGGAGUGAUAUUGCUUGUGCUGCAUUUUUAAAUUUUUCAAAGAUUGAUUACACUGAUGAUAACUUGAUCGCUUUCAUACACAAAGUUGUUGGUGAUACACACAAAAUUGUUUUAUACAAUCAUUCAUCAAGAGCUGAGUUUUGCUUGAACAGUAAACUUGUAUCUCAAGGAUAUGCUACAACAAUGGAUCCUGGAGCAUGUGUAUUCAAGAAAACAAACACAAGAAAACUAGUGAAGAAGCUAGUGUUACAAAACUCUAGAAAUAAAGAAUUAAUGUUACCAAACGAUGACACUUUAUCGUUUAUUAAGCAGCGAUCAGUUACUGCAAAUGAAAAUCAUGAAUGGAAAAAUAAGAAAAAGGUAUGCCCCGGUGUACCAAUGUCAAUUAUUAAAGUUGUCAGUCCUGAUGAAAUAAUUUUAAAAAAAAUGAACCAUAACACUGAGAAACUGACUGAAAAAAUGAACAAAGUUUAUGACGAUAAAAAAAUAAAUAAAAAAAAAAUAGGUUGGAAAAUAAAUGAUUUAUGUGCCGUAUUUAUUAAAAAGUAUGGAAAUUGGUAUAGAGGAAAAAUUAUAAACAUAGAUGUAACAAAACAAAUGGUUACAAACGUUACAGUUUACUUUUAUGACAUAAAUGAAACAAUUGACCAGAUACCUAUCAAAACUUUACAUAUACUCGAAGAUCAAUGUGCUCAAGUAAAAUGUGGAAUUCUGCAUUGUGGUUUGAACAAUUUAGUUCCAUUAGGUGCUCCAGAUGGAGUAUGGCCUAAAUUUAGUUGUGAUCGUCUAAUUGAAGAAUUAAAAAAAUAUCCUACAGUAUAUUUCUCAUGUGAAGAGAAGAAAAAUGAUAUUUCAUUAGGAGAAAUAUGGGUCAGAAUCAUAGAAACACCACAAGCCUUAGAACCAUUACGUGAACAUUGGACAAAUAUGAAUAGAUUUAUGAUAGAACAAGGUUUUGCUUUAAGUAAUAAACAAGUUAAAAGGGAUGGUGAAUAUUCAACUUCUCAAUCAGAAUCAGAAUUCAAUUACUCUAAUGUAUCUAAAGAAAAUGAUCAAUUUGUUAACUCUUGGAUGCCUCCUGCUCGUUUGGUUGAAUCUAAAUUUAAUGUAAUCGUUACAAAUGUUGAUAUGAAAUGCAAUAUCUACUUUCAGAUUUUGGAUGAAGAAACUUCUCAAUCAUUGCAGCUUGUUACAGAUGAAUUGAAUGACAUAUUUUCUAAUAGCCAACCUGAACCAAUAAAUAUGAAAUGGAGUGAAGAACAGUCGGUUAUAGUUAAAUACCAUCUAGAUAAUAAGUGGUACCGAGGAACAAUCUUAAAAAUAAGUGACAACGAAGAAUUUACUGUACAGUUUUACGAUUAUGGCAACAUCGAGACGUGAAAGCACGAAGAUCUCCGGUCGACCUUGUACAUGACUGAAGUGCCCCAACUGUGUCACAAGGGAUUCUUCAGCUCCAUUUUACCGAUUACGAAAAACGGGAAAUGGCCGAUACCCACACUCGACAUGAUACACAGCUUGGUCGUCGAAAGAACAUGUAUGGUGACGGUCGAUGCGAGCCUGUCGACCGCCAACCACUGUGCG
Messenger RNA from Myzus persicae (green peach aphid), 4323 nucleotides. It is a transcript of the gene qin, whose product is annotated as RING finger protein 17. NCBI's taxonomy places the organism in Eukaryota, Metazoa, Arthropoda, Insecta, Hemiptera, Aphididae. Gene Ontology annotation, molecular function: zinc ion binding. Bases 202 to 4122 code for a protein of 1306 amino acids. The transcript is spliced from 25 exons. The record is from RefSeq and is a predicted model, not a curated record.